This is a messenger RNA of Cladocopium goreaui, 909 nucleotides long. The record is from the annotation of a GenBank genome assembly. NCBI's taxonomy places the organism in Eukaryota, Dinophyceae, Suessiales, Symbiodiniaceae.
CGGAGCGCCAUGGCAGCCCCUGCAGCCCCUGCAGCCCCUGCCCUUGCCAGCGUCCGCGAGGUGUCAGCCCGAGGAGUUGCCAUGGGAAGGAUGGGAGGCUGUCAGUGCCAUGAUUCAGAUAUACAUUUGGUACGUGAUGGCGGGCGAGUUUGCCCGUUUCAUGCUGCCGGGACAUGACGCCUGGUUGAGCCAAAUGUGGCUAGCGCAACUCUUGACCUACUUCCUGAGCUGGAUGUCACUUCAGCCACUUCUCAGGCGCUUGCCCUCACAGCAUCUGCGCAAGAUGAUCAAUGGCCGUGUCACGGGGAGACACCUGGCCUUCGGCUUGGCGUUGGCGCUGCUGUUGGGUUUCCUCACAGCUCCCGUGGGUCGUGGUCAUUUGCUUCCCAGUGCUUCCACGGUUCUCCACGGAGAGCUGCGUGCUGUGCAACAUCUGGCGGCCAGCCGGAGUCUGGGAGGAGUUGCGGGCCUCUUCUUGCUGGUUGGUGUUGUGGCCCCCACCUUCGAGGAGCUGCUUUUUCGAGGCUUCCUGCUGAUCGCUCUCAGGAGAAGUUCCUCACCUAUCUUCCUCAGCAGUUUCUUGUUCGGAUUUUUUCAUUGCCAUCCCAACUCGCAUAGUGCCCUGCUGGGCUUCCGACCUCUGCUGCCCACAGCAGUGCUUGGGGCCUGGUUUGCCUACUUUGCGGUGAAAACUGGCUCCUUGACGACUUCCAUUCUCCUGCACCAGUUCUGGAAUGGCGGGCACGUGUUGCUGGUCGCCAUUUUGACGUGGAUGGGCACAUCUCCUUGGCUGGUUGACAUGGCCGUCUCCUGCUACGCCUGAAGGCGCCAAAGAAGGGUGCCAAAGGAGCACCAGCGCCAUGUGAAGCCACAGCUGACUGGCUUCUGCUCCUGCACGAGGUAUCAAAA